Zonotrichia albicollis (white-throated sparrow) is the source of this 412-nucleotide messenger RNA. Lineage: Eukaryota; Metazoa; Chordata; Aves; Passeriformes; Passerellidae. The record is from RefSeq and is a predicted model, not a curated record.
AUGAGGGAGAUUUACACCACCAACACAAUUGGACCCCUGCUGAUGGGUCAGGCAUUUCUGCCCUUGCUGAAGAAGGCUGCCCAGGGCAGCCCAGGCUCAGGGCUGAACUGCAGCAAGGCUGCCAUAGUCAACAUAUCCAGCAUUGGUGGUUCCAUCGCUUCUGCCUUUGGUUGGGAGUUGAUGCAAGUCACCUCAUACCGCUGCAGCAAGGCUGCUCUGAACAUGCUGAGCAAGUGCCAGUCCCUGGCGUACAAGGAGCACGGCAUCCUCUGCGUCGCUCUCCACCCCGGCUGGGUGCAAACCGACAUGGGCAGCGCUGCCGGACACGCGCCCCCAGUGACAGUGGAUGACAGCGUGCAAGGGAUGCUGAAGGUCCUCUCCUCCCUCUCUGAGAAGGACACCGGCACCUUCC